AUGAGUGCCUCUGAUUUUUCAGCUGCGUUCGCAACGACGCCGUUUCGCCACCACCUUUCUUCAACUGGUUACUUAACGACGUCGUGUAAGUUCGGUUUCAAGUUGCAGCGCCACUUCAGCGGUGGAGAGACUCGACGGAGUGUUCAAGGAAUUGAAAUUGCGGCGUUGUGGCCGAACACAGACUCCGCAGUUUCUCCACCGUCUUCGCCGGGGGAAUCAAAUGGAGCUUUAGAGGUUAACGCCGCCGUUGAUAAAUCCUACUCGUUUUUGAAAUGCGAUGGAUCAAAAACCGUUCAUGCUGGAGGGCCGAAGCCCGAAAACAAGAGACUACACACACACACUAUCCUAGCAGUGGAGACGCCCCUAGCAUCCUCCUCAAGCAGCUUCACAAUGCAAUCUAGGGUCUCAUAA
Molecule: messenger RNA, 411 nt
Organism: Vicia faba (fava bean)
Lineage: Eukaryota; Viridiplantae; Streptophyta; Magnoliopsida; Fabales; Fabaceae
Source: the annotation of a GenBank genome assembly